Molecule: messenger RNA, 1814 nt
Organism: Lethenteron reissneri (Far Eastern brook lamprey)
Lineage: Eukaryota; Metazoa; Chordata; Hyperoartia; Petromyzontiformes; Petromyzontidae
Product: syndecan-2-like
Biological process (GO): cell migration
Cellular component (GO): membrane; cell surface
Source: RefSeq, a predicted model, not a curated record
UCACGCAGCGCCGCAUUCUGUCGAGUCUCGAGCGCAGGUAGCGGGGACACGAAGGAAGGGGUCCACGUCGCGUCGUUUCGCUCUUGCUUAGUCCGUCUGUUUGUGGAAGCACUUGUCGAGCCCGGUAUCUCUGCUUUCUCGUUCUCGCCUCUUUUUUUCUGUUGUUGCCGAGUGAUAUUUGUUGUUGUUGCCGCAACAACAACAACAGCGAAAAGGCUUGUUUUUGUUAUUGUUAUAAAAGCGACAAACCUGUCAUGAUGUGGAAGGUGUGCUUCCUCGUGUUGGCUUGCCUGGCGACGGUGGCCAAAGGAGAAACGAGGCGCCAGGCCACCGAAUACCGCUUCUUGGCCCAAAACUCAAUCGACACGGAUGAGUCUUCGGGAAUGUCAAGUGGAGAAGACCCAACCUGGGAUGUUCAGGAAGAAUCUACCUUGGAUGACGAAGAUAGCAGCAUUUCCUCAAGUGAAGAUGAUGACUUCUCUGGCUCGGGGUCUGGCUCAGGCUCAGGUGAUGCUGAUGCGGAAUCGGAGGAGGAUGAGACUCCCGACAGCAGUGAACAGGAAGAGGAGCUUCAGGUGGAACAAAGUAAAGACCUGAAUACGAUCCCAGAUGAUGACGAGAAGGAAGAAGAUAAGACGGAGUCCAAAAAUGAUCUUGGCGAGAACUACGAUGAGGAAGAGCCGAACGGAAUCAGCGUUCCCAAAAAGACGCCACGCAUUAGCACCGACAUGGACAACAAAGUUGAGACAUACGUCAUGGCUCAGAAGAAAGGCUCCCAGAAUCCCCUUGAAAGCACCGAGGUCCUGGCAGCGGUGAUCGCGGGCGGUGUCGCUGGCCUCGUGCUGGCCGUGCUGCUCAUCGUCUUCCUCGUCUACCGCAUGCGCAAGAAAGACCAGGGCAGCUACAUGCUGGGGCGCCCCGCUGCCCAGCCAUACCAGCGCACCAGCGACCAAGAGAUCUACGCAUAGGGCUCGCAAACCGACUGUUUUAACCAACCCCGCAACUCAUCACGAUCAUAAUAAUCUAAGAAGUAAAAGUUGGAACAUGUAAUGUGAUACACGUUCCUCAAGUUGUAAAAUAUCAGCCUAUAUUAAGCUGUUGUUGCUGAGAGGUUAUGAAUCAAGUGUGCUGGUUUUUAGGGGACCGUGCAGGGUUGGCAAUACAUUAAAAAGGAUGGAAACUUACCCGGCUUUUUUAAUCGUUUAUUGACCCAACAGGUGACAAGACUGAUUAAGGGACAUUUUGUUUUUAAGCAAAGACUGCCAGAAAUUAACUGGUGUUGAUGAAGUCAUUUAUUGACUUUAUCUUCUGACUGGUUGGAAUGUAUGAUUCACAAAACACUUAAACAGGUGCAUUAUCAGUUACUGAAGACUAAUUUACAUAAGCUAGCAAGCCUGUAAUAAUAAAGCCAACGAGCAGUCAUUGUACUACUGACUAGUGUAGCAUGCAAGGAUUUUUAUAAAUAUUCCUUUGCCCUAAAACCAUAUUCUUUUUUACAUUGACAUGUUGCCUGGAUUGUUUGUGCGUAGCCUUUGACAUAGACAUUUAGGGUUUAACACAAUGGCCCGUUUUUGUUGAUGUUUUAUAUUGCCUUCAUGAAAUGUUAACCCAUACAUGUUUUAUUCUAACAUGAUACAGGAAUCUAUUAAUUAUGUAAAUAGGGAUUAUUUUAACAUAUAACUUAUACCGAUUGUUCAUUUUAAUUAGAAUAAUUUCUAUAUGUUGAAUGUCUUAUAAUUUCCAGCAUUUCUGCUUGUUACGCUGGUAUUUACAGUGUCCAAAAAACAAACAAAAAAUAAAGUUAUUUAAGUAGU